Messenger RNA from Colletotrichum truncatum, 864 nucleotides. NCBI's taxonomy places the organism in Eukaryota, Fungi, Ascomycota, Sordariomycetes, Glomerellales, Glomerellaceae. The record is from RefSeq and is a predicted model, not a curated record.
AUGAAGAAAGCCUCAUCUGAUCCCUCUAGUAUAGACAGCAGACGCUCUGGUGCAGACGCAAACGCGCAUGGCGUCCGUCGCAGCUCCUCCAAACGAUCCGAAGGCAGCACGGCUCCCAUAGAAGCUGACCCCCUCUCCCUCCCUGGCGCCAGCUUCUCCUCCCUUGCGCCCGCUCAGCGAAACAACACAACUACCAGCACCUCCAGUGCUAGCAGCAGUAGUCACAAUGGCCAUGCUGACGACAUCAUUACCCCUUCCAACAUCACAAGCUCUUCUGCGAGCAAGACGAUUGUUCUUGAUGACAGUAUCGACAGUGCCAACAAGACCAGCCCCCGCGAAAAUGUUACCACAUCUGCGGAGGCUUCGGGGAAGGGGCCUUUCAUAGGAAGCAAUGGCAGUACGCAGAACGACAACAAUCUUGAACAGCAGCAGCAGACAACCCAGACUGAGAAGCCCAAAGUUGUCACACGCUUCUUCGACACGUGCAAAAUGAUCAUGUUUCACAGCUGGGUCAACCUGCUACUUGUCUUUGUGCCCGUUGGUAUCAUUGUAAAGGGCCUCCACGUCAACCCUGGCAUUGUCUUUGCCAUGAACGCUAUCGCCAUUGUCCCCCUCGCCGGUCUUCUUAGUCACGCCACCGAGUCCGUGGCUAGCAAGCUUGGCGACACAGUCGGCGCCCUACUGAACGUGACGUUUGGUAAUGCCGUUGAGUUGAUUAUUUUCAUGUAUGUCUAUACCCAUCCGCGGGUGAUUUGGAUGAGAGAGAGAAGAGAAGUCGAUGAAAAAAGACACUAUCACAUCAAUCAAGUCCCAAAUCAUGCAGUUCCCUCUUCCGUCUUCGCCCCUUUCCUCAUGCACAGGUAA